AUGGAAAGAGCCAGCCCUGCUUGCUGGAGCCAGCCCGGUGGGAUGGCGUAUAACAGGACUUGGCAUCACAGCCUGCUGAGGCAUGAGGGCGAUGACUACAACCGGACUGACUGCGAAGCCGGUCACUUGAGCAAAGUCCCUGUCACGCUGCUCGUCUGCCUCUGCGGGCUGGUGGGGAACGCGGCUGUCCUCUGGUUCCUCGGCUCCCGUGUCUGCAGGAACCCCAUCAUCAUCUACGCCCUAAGCCUGGCUGUCGCCAACUUCACCUUCCUCCUCGCCAUCGCCAUCACCCUUGUGAUAUUUUAUGGCCCAGAGAGCCUUUGUCACAGGCUGGGCUCACGGAAUGUGACAACUGUGUUGAACAUCACCAUCCUCUUCGCUUUCACUGCCAGCAUCUACCUCCUGACAGCCUUCAGUGCCACCACGUCUCUGUCUGUCCUCCCCUCAGCCCGCUGCCCCUGCCAGCGUUUGCCAGUGCUCGUGUGUGCCCUGCUCUGGGCCCUCUCCUUCCUGCUCACCGUGACCCUCUACCUCUGCCCUGCGGCACUCCUUGUCUUUGUCUUGACCUACCUCUUAUCGGUCCUUAUCCUGAUUUUUUCUGGUCUGACCCUGCUCGUCAGGGUCUUGUGCUGCUCACGGCGAUACCCCCCCAGGAAGCUCUGUGUUGUGGUCCUGCUAGCUGUCUGCUUCCUCCCCUUCUUCACUGCCGACUUUGGCUUCUGGCUUUUGCUAAGGCUGUUCGAUUUUUCUGUUUUUGUCUUCGACACCUCUCUCCCGUUCGCCUGCGUGAACAGCAGUGUCCACCCCGUUAUUUACUUCUUGGCUGGGAGCUGUACGAAGGAGUUCACACUCUCUGUUAGGGUUGCUUUCCAGAGGGCUUUUGAAGACGUAACAGAGCCCCAAAACAGAGGAGAAACUCCCGGAGACAACACAGUGGAAACAGCCGCUUAA
Messenger RNA from Opisthocomus hoazin, 951 nucleotides. The record is from RefSeq and is a predicted model, not a curated record. Lineage: Eukaryota; Metazoa; Chordata; Aves; Opisthocomiformes; Opisthocomidae.